UGCUGGGCGGCUUGAAAAUUGGUACAGAUCAAAGCAUUUAUAACAUUGGUAUAGAGUCCUUUGUGAAGUCUUAAGUACGUUUCGUGUGUAAUUGCAGCCAUACAUCAUUUUCUACUUAAUUUUUCAAGCUGAUUAAUUUUAUUGAACACAAGCUGUUAUACACACACACACACACACAUAAAAUUUUGAUAUAAAUUAUUCUCUGUGAAAGUGACAGGUUAUGACAUAUAUAUGGUGACCAAAUUUUGCCUCCAAGAUGUCAAAUAGUUCCAGUGUUGUGUAUCAAUACAUGUGCAAAUCAAAUUACUCAUGCAGCAAGAUCAGUGAAGGAACUCUUCUUAUUCCAAUCUUAAAUGAAUCUGAAUGGGGUACUGGACUAAGAAUAUUUUUCUAUGUUGUUGCACUAAUAUGGUGUUUCAUGGGUGUGGCUAUUGCUGCUGAUUUGUUUAUGUGUGCCAUUGAGGUUAUCACUAGCAAGACAAAAGUUAUCCGCGUUGCAACUGACGAUGAAGAUGUGAGUGGGAAAGGUUAUGAGGAAGUUGAAAUACGAGUAUGGAAUGACACGGUUGCAAAUUUAACCCUCAUGGCUUUAGGUUCAUCUGCACCAGAAAUUCUUCUUUCGAUUAUUGAAAUUGUUGGAAACAAUUUUGAAGCAGGAGAAUUGGGUCCUGGAACCAUUGUCGGUAGUGCCGCUUUUAAUUUGUUGGUCAUUACUGCAAUGUGCGUUAUGGCGAUGAAAAAUGGUGAAGCAAAACGCAUUAAUGCAUUCACUGUGUUUUUAACCACAGCAUUUUUUGCAGUAUUUGCGUAUGUCUGGAUGUUUCUUGUAAUGUCUGUCAUAUCGCCAAAUCGUAUGGAGGUAUGGGAGGCUGCUUUGACUCUGCUGUUUUUCCCCAUCCUGGUUAUCCUUGCUUACAUUGCCGAUAAGGAAUUGUGCUCAAAUAUUGGAAUUUUGCGUAGAAAACGAAGAAAAGUUGAACUUAACAACUUGGAUCUCCUCAAUGAGAAGGUGUUAAAGAAGCAUCAUCCUGAUUUGAUUGAAUAUAUGAAGGAAAUCACUGCAAAUCCCAACAUAACUGAGGAAGAAGCUGCGAAAUUAAUUGCCAUCAAAAUCGAAUCUUCAAAGAAAAAGAACUAUGGAUACUACAGAGUUGGCGCUCUUCGAAGUUUUGGAGGUGGACGUAAAGUUGUUCCGAGAGUCACACCCAAACUGCAAGAGAUUUUGGAUAAAGAAGGUAAUUUGGCCGAAGUUCAAUUCCAACAACCUGAAGAACCACCUUCUGUUGCAGACAAAAAAGCGAAGAUUGAGUUCACGGCUACGGCUGUAUCGGUGCUGGAGAGUGGGAAAGUGGUGAAUCUUGGUGUUGAACGAUCGGAUAAUUUGAACGUCGUCGCCAACGUAACCUACGAAACUAUUGACGGUACAGCAGAAGCUGGUUCAGACUACAUAGCUAAGAAAGAGACACUCACAUUCGAGCCUCAAGAAACUCACAAGUACAUCGAAAUCAUCAUCAUCGACGACUAUGAAUGGGAACCUGACGAGACAUUCUUUGUGAAACUACACUCUGACCCUCAUGAUAAUGCGGUGGAGAUCGGACAGCACUCCAUUGCAGAGGUUACUAUUAUUAAUGACGACGAACCCGGGACAUUUUCAUUCAACAAACCGAGUCAUAUUGUGACAGAGAGUUGUGGUAGAGCUCAGAUCGAUGUUGAACGUGAAAAUGGCGCCGACGGAAAAGUGGAAAUUGUUUGGAAAACGAAAGAUCAAAGCGCUUUUCAUGGGAAAGAUUUCAUCGGAGGGGAGGGCACUCUUGUGUUCGACCAUGGCGAAACUCUGAAAACUAUAGAUAUUGAAAUUGUGAACGAUCAUAUGUUUGAGAAAGACGAGACCUUCAUGUUGGAAUUGGCUGAGCUGAAAACGCCUGGUGCAAAACUUGGUCGCUUGAAACGAACGGUCGUCACUAUUGUAAGCGAUGACGAAUACCAAAGAAUGUUUGACCGUGUCGUUAACGCAGCCCAUUUAAAUUUGCAUAAAUUCUCGUUGGGAUCAGAGACCUGGGGUCAGCAAUUUUACGAAGCUAUGAACGUCAACGGUGGAGAUGCUGACGGAGCCACCACGAUGGAUUACAUUAUGCAUUUUGUUACAUUUUUCUGGAAGGUUCUGUUCGCCCUAGUUCCGCCAGUGUCCUGGUUAGGAGGUUGGUUGUCUUUUUGUAUCAUUCUUGGUAUGAUUGGAGUUAUGACGGCUAUCAUUGGUGACAUUGCGACCGUCUUCGGCUGUUUAAUUGGUUUAAAGAAAGAAGUGACGGCCAUUACCUUUGUUGCACUUGGUACCAGUCUUCCCGAUUUAUUCGCCAGUCGAAACGCUGCGCAAAAUGAGAAAUACGCUGAUGCGUCAGUUGGUAAUGUCACUGGUAGUAACGGUGUGAAUGUGUUCCUGGGGCUUGGUAUUCCAUGGUUGAUUGCUGCGAUUUACCACGAAGUCAAAGGCGACGCAUUCGUAACUCCUGCAGGUUCACUGGCAACAAGUGUGGUCACGUAUUCCGUAUGCGCCAUCGUUUGUAUCUGUUUGAUUAUCGCGCGACGUUACCUAAAAUUUUUUGGAAAAGGUGAACUGGGCGGUCCGGCAGUUGGCAUGUAUGGUUCCGGUAUUUUCAUGAUUUCCCUAUGGUUCAUCUACGUUAUUGUUUCCUCCCUAGUAGCGUAUGGUCACCUCGAUCCGAUAUCGGUUUAAAUUAUCCUCUAGUCAACUUGAAGAGAUAAAGAAAACUUGAAGAGUUAUUUUUCAAUAUAGUUUUAAAAAACCGCCUUGAAGCUACCAUUUUGAUUAAAAUAUAAACAAAUAUGGCUGAUUUUUCGCGCCGAUUGCUUUUUAUCAUGGAUUGAAAUGUACUAUAGAUGUAGGUUGGAGGAAAUAUGUCGUGCUAGGAUGUGAUACAUUAUAUAAGAAACUAGGAAUUUUUUUUCUAUUAUAACUUAAUUAUUAUUGUACUGUGAAUUCAUUAGUGAAAUCAUUCUAGUAAGAAAACUUUUCGUCAAAUAUUUAGAACUAUCUAUUUGAAAGAAGUAUAACAAAAUCCUCUUCAAGGUUGGGGCGUUGUCUUCUACGCUAGCUUAAUAGGAAAUAUAAUUUAGAAAUAAUUUAAUCAUUAAUUUUAGUGAUUUUAUUUUUUGCAAUGUUGAAAAUAAUUUGUUGUUUUUGCUAGAGUAGAAUGAUAUUUUGAGAUUUAAAUCAUCUACAUGUUCGGUUACAUUUUUGAUUUAAAAGCCUUGUUUAACUUCUCUAUGCCUUUAGAAACCAAACUGUAUAAUGUGAUAUGAGUCAUAAAUUAAAUUUAGUCGUCCAACCUCGUUACUAAAACUGAUUUGCAUAAUCCUGGUACGAGGUUGCUCUCGCUAAUAAUGACGGGUUAGUUUAUUUCAAUUUUUUUGGUUAAUUUUUUUACAUUUUAUGUAUAAUGUAUUUAAACUUGCUUUUUCUCGCACUUUAUUUUUUGUAAUUCUCAAAAUAGAUCGCUUUUCUUGUGGUACGCAUUGUCUUCAGAGCGCAUGAGUGUAGGAAGUAUUCUUCUGCUUUGUCAAAGCAAGUGCAGAACAAGGAAAGCGAUUUGUUAAAUUCAGAGAUACGUUUUUAAAUAUUCAAAACACUCAUUUCCGUUAUGUGAAAUAUUAAUGAAUCUGCAUGGUUA
Molecule: messenger RNA, 3689 nt
Organism: Hydractinia symbiolongicarpus
Lineage: Eukaryota; Metazoa; Cnidaria; Hydrozoa; Anthoathecata; Hydractiniidae
Product: sodium/calcium exchanger 2-like
Exons: 13
Coding region: 257-2734 (825 amino acids)
Biological process (GO): transmembrane transport; calcium ion transport; cell communication
Cellular component (GO): membrane
Molecular function (GO): calcium:sodium antiporter activity
Source: RefSeq, a predicted model, not a curated record